Messenger RNA from Drosophila virilis, 6794 nucleotides. RefSeq names its product Ca[2+] channel Muscle-specific alpha2/delta subunit (gene Ca-Ma2d). Lineage: Eukaryota; Metazoa; Arthropoda; Insecta; Diptera; Drosophilidae. The record is from RefSeq and is a predicted model, not a curated record. Gene Ontology annotation, molecular function: voltage-gated calcium channel activity. Gene Ontology annotation, cellular component: voltage-gated calcium channel complex.
AUAAAAUAGAAUAAAAUACUUUAUUUAAUCAGCUUAAGCCACGCGCAAUAAUUUAAAGCGUAACAGCUUAUUUAAUAUUCAGAUUUGUGCAAAUAAAUAUAUAUCAACAGAUAUUGGCUAUUCCUGGGUCACACAUUUGAUAGUCGUGAAUGAAAGGCACAAUAUUGCAAUAUUGCCAUUUACCACGGCUUGAAAGGUGUAAAAACUAUCGAAAUUUGACUUUAAUUUUUUUUAUAUCAGAGUUUAUCCGUGUUGUCUCCCAUGCUAAGAAUUAUAUUAUCUAUGAAAAUUACUUAAUUUAUGCCGUUAAGUCGCACAAUUUAAGUUCAAAUAGAAUGAAGAAGAAAGACAACAAAAUAAGAACAAACUGGCAAAAUACUUUUUAAUUUAUGAUCGUGGCAUAUCUAAUACAACAUUUUAUGCGAUUUUUUCGCUCUGGCGCACUGCGCACAUUAAUAGACAAUGGCCAUAAGGCAAGCGCACAUAAAAAAUCAAUGUAAAUUGUAAGAAAAACCAAAAAUAAUCAUUAAAGAGAGAAAAGAAAAUAAAUAACACAGUAUACAAAGGCAAAAACUUGGCAACUCACAAGCUACGUCCUACGUCCACACCCACGAGCCAGCCAGUCCGAUAUUAAGUGCAGAUAAGAACAGAACCCGUUCAAAAAACAAUGUGAGAGGAGCAGACGAUGUGGGUGCCCCACGGACUGCUGCCACAAAGGAAUGUUGCGAAUUUAAUUGAACAACUUCAAAAUGAGACAAAAAGCUCGUAACUACAACAACAGCAACAAUUAAACUUGAGCAGAGGCGGCACUUACGCACAGGCAAAUAAUUGUGUCAAAGGCAAUGGGGCAACUACAAGAGCAUCAGGGCAAACCGAAAGAGAAAGAGAGCGAAGAAAGCGGUACAAUUGUAAAAUCUCAUAAUAAGUUAAGGGAGAGAACAGACACUAUGAGCAGGUGUAUAAGAUAGUGGACUCAAUAAUCUAAAGUAAUCAUCCUUUAAAUAUAUAUAAAAAAAGUAUUGCAAAACGCCUCUAUGCGAUUUUCAUAAAUGUUACCUAACCACUAUCACGGAUUAGCAGCAGUUAAUUUGUAAUUGGAAUAUUUUUUGUAAUAAGCUGCUAAUUUUUUCUUAUUUUGCCUCUCAGUUCUAUUUUUUAUUUCUCAGUUUACGCGCUCGCACAGUUCUCAUUAUCUUUUGUUUCUCUCGCACUUACUGUAUCUAUAGCUCGCUUUUCCGGCAUUCCUUGCUCUAUCUAAGAACUUUCAUUUAUUAUUCCUUUCGAUCAAUUCCCUUUCUCAAUUUUUACAUUCUCUUAAUUUCUCUUUUCUUUUACUUUCGCAGCUGUGCAUAUCGCCUAAUAAUUUCAUUUCCUCCUUACUCCCUCGGCCUGUACUCCUUCCUCUUUCUCUUUAUCUUCCAUACUUCUUACUAUAUCCCUACCUUUCUCCCUGUCUCUUUUAAUCUCUCUCCCUCUCUCUCUCGCUCUCUUCCUCUCUCACUCUCUUCCUCUCUCACUCUGCUACUUCUCUUUAUCUCAAAUUCUCUUGAUUCUAAUGUAUAAAAUAUUCUAUAUGUUUUAUUUCACCUUCCUGCCUUAUUUUUAUAUCCAUUACUAGUCUAUUAUAUCUAUUAUGUGCAUCUAUUAUUUCUCUCUCCCACAAGCACACUCUCGUUGGCUACUCUCUACUUAUAUUUUCCUUAAAAUUCAUUUUAUCAGUCGGUAUACAAUUCGGGGUCAAACUAAUCGGAUCACACUAAUGUUAUACAUGUUUCUCUUUACCUCUCUUACUUCUUUUUGUCUCUUACUCAGUAUUUCUCAUUUCCUUUCUCUUCCACUGACUCUUUCUCUUAUUCUUCUUCACUCAGCAACUCUCUCUCUCUCUCUCUCUCUUUCUGUCAUAUUUCAGCUCUUUUUUAGUAUCUUUCUCUUACUUUCAUACAGUCACUGACGUUUUUCUUUCAAAUAUCGCCUUACUAUGUGAUUCUCACUAAUUUUUUUUGGUAAAUUAAAGAUAUGGCUUCAGUAUGCUUUCAAAUGUUAAUAAUUUUAAUGUAUAUCGUAUGUAUAUAAUAAUAAUAAUAUGUAUUUAUGUUAGACGCGUGAGGAGGUAUUUUAAUAGGUCAUCUAGUGGCUCUUUAAUUAUAACACUAGUAAAUGUUUAACAACUAUAAAUAAAUAUGUCAUCAAACAAAAUUUUAGCUUUCAUUUUAUAGAUUUAGAUACAUUUUUUAUAUACGUAAUUAAUUGUAGCAGUAGUUAUCGUUGGCCGUAACCAAAAUAAUUGUUUUUAUAGCGCACCUUUUAAUUUAAGAGCAUCAUUUUUUAAGAGUAUUUCAAAAUGAAGAGUUUCAUAAACAACCUGCGCGCGCAUUAUCUGGGCACUUGUUGAUUUCUCAUACACACACACACGCAACAGUCGCACACACACACUUAUGCAAUGUCGAAGCACAGCUGUUUCUGCUCGCUGCCUGCGUCACGGCGCUGCAGCGCUGCUGCUUAAACUGUUUUUGGUUUGGCUAGUUUCUUUGCCGCACACACACAAACACACACACACACCACGCUCACAUGCACACCUUUUGGCUGUGCUCGUUACCCACACACUCGUGCUAGACAUUUGCGCUAAUUUAAUUAGAGGCCUCGUUUUACUUGCAAGUCGACAGGUGGUUGACAUUUCUAUACGGGGCAGCUGUGACGUUACCAUUUGGCGUUGCCAGACUGCUGACAAGUUAACAGGAACAGGUGUAGGAUAAGCCCAAUUGGAACUUCUGAGAAGUUGGAGAGAUGUAGAAAUUUAAAUAAGUCCGAUUUGGAUUUCAGCUUCCAAUGUAAGGUUGGGUAGAAAAAAGAGUUCUAGUGGGACAAAACAUUUUGUUUUUGUGACUUUAAUUUAAUAUAACCAGAGUCUUGUCAACUUCUGGCAAUUAUACAGUGUACCACUUCCUACAUUUUGUUAGGCCCUCAUUUCGACUGGUUCUUGAACUUUUCAUAAACCUAUCAAUGCACAGAGAUUUUUUACUUAGUUUUCUAAUGCAAUUCAACUUCAUAUUUGCUUUUCAGCGUUGGCAAAUGGGCAACCCAAUUUGGAGACGAGCUAUUUCUGCUGGCCCAAAAGAUAACCAAAUCGCAGCAGAUCAAAGAGAAAUAUAAAGGCGAAUGUGGGCAAAAUGCUGGCACGAAAAAUGGACGCAGUGCGCUGCAUACAGGAGAAGGCGGAGAGUGUUAACGAGAACUUUGAGUUCAAUCAGACAUAUGCUGAGGCGAACUUCACAUACUACUCCAGCAAGUACUCGGCAUUCAAUGGUAACAGCUCGGAGCAGUUGGCGCCCAAUGAGGAAGAAUAUGCGUAUAUGUAUCGCGAUAUGAUGCUUAAUCCGGACACCCAUUUCUACAAUAUAUCCGUAGAUACGGAGCACAGCUCGGUGCAUGUGCCCUCGAAUGUGUGGGAUCGUGCGCCGCAUGUGCUUAAGACAAUACAAUGGUCGGAGCAGCUGGAUGAGGUGUUCCGACAGAACUAUCAGUCCGAUCCAGCAUUGUCCUGGCAAUAUUUUGGCUCCGAUACGGGCAUAUUGCGUCACUAUCCCGCCGCACAGUGGACAGACUCGCGCGCAAAUAAACUGGAUGCGGAUACCUAUGAUUGCCGCAAACGUUCCUGGUACAUUGAAACGGCCACAUGCUCCAAGGAUAUUGUCAUAUUGCUGGAUCACUCGGGCUCGAUGACUGGUCAUCGCCAUCAUGUGGCCAAGUUCACCAUACGCAGCAUAUUGGACACGUUCUCCAACAACGAUUUUUUCACAAUUUUUCAGUAUUCCAGCGAGGUGCAGGGCAUUAUACCCUGCUUUAAGGACGCACUGGUGCAAGCCACGCCCGAAAACAUUGAUGUCUUCAAUUCGGCCAUUGCCGAUCUGGAAGAUCCCGAGGGCUAUGCGAAUCUAACGCUGGCCUACGAGCACGCUUUUCAAAUUCUACGCAAUUAUUAUAUAAAUCGUCGCUGCAAUGAAACCUCCACCUGCAACCAGGCUAUUAUGCUGGUCACCGACGGCGUUGCCGGCAAUACCACCGAUGUCUUUGAGAAAUACAACUGGGGUGAUGGAGAGAACGGCACCUCGCGCAUGAAUGUGCGCAUCUUUACGUAUCUGUUGGGCAAGGAGGUGACCAAGGUGCGCGAGAUACAAUGGAUGGCCUGUCUGAAUCGUGGCUACUAUUCGCAUGUCCAGACGCUCGACGAGGUGCACGAGGAGGUGCUCAAGUAUGUCGAUGUUAUAGCCACGCCCUUGGUGCUGCAGAAUGAACAGCAUCCGCCUACUUGGACGCAUGCUUUUACAGAUAAAACGUAUGAUCCUAUGAAUAGCACAGAACGGCGACCUCGUCUCAUGAUAGCGGUGGGUGUACCCGCCUUUGAUCGUUCCUAUCUCCAUGAGAACAGCACAAGGAGACGCGCCCGUCUACUGGGCGUGGCCGGAACGGAUUUGCCAGUCGAGGAUAUCGACAAGCUAACCCUGCCCUAUAAGCUGGGCGUAAAUGGUUACUCCUUUGUGGUUUCCAACAAUGGCUACAUGCUGCUGCAUCCGGAUCUGCGACCCAUUGGCUCCAAUGGCAAAAUGAAUCCCAACUAUAACAGCAUUGAUUUCACCGAAGUGGAGCAUUUGUUUGAGGAUCAGAAUCCGCGUGAGCCUGGACAAUCCAUAUUAAACCUGCGCAGCGCCAUGGUGCAUCAUGAGGCCAACGAGUUUAGGGAUAUUCCGGUUAAGUUCCAUUAUGAUAAAAUGCGUCGCGUCUCGGAAGAGAAACAGGAUUAUUUCUUUGCGCCGCUGCCCAAUACUCCAUUUACUCUGGGCAUUGUAAUGCCCAGCGAGUAUGGCAAGACUUGGAUCAAGGUGGGCGAUGAGGUGGACAAGAACAAGCACAUGAAGGUAAACAUAUCGGAGUUCUUCAUUGGCGAAAACUGGAAGGUGCAUCCCGAUUGGGUCUACUGCAAGUAUCACUAUCUUGAGGGUCACGAAUUCAAGACGCCUGAAGCGGAACUGCGCGAGUUUUUGGUAAAGAUGAUGGAACUCGACUGGAAGUGGCCGGAACAAUAUGCCGAAGAUGAGUCCGAUUGGGAUGAUAAAGAUGAUUUAAAUUGUGGUCGCAAAACGCUCGGAGAUGAUGCCUACUAUUGCAACAAGGAGCUGGUGAACUUGCUCAUCUUUGAUGCCAAAGUGACCAAUUUUAGCUACGGCGAAUGGAAGUUCGAGAAUGAUCAGGAGCGACAACUAAUUGAACGCUUUGGUGCCACACUGCGUUUCGUGGCCACCAUGAGUGGCCUGACACGCUGGCAGUUCAUCUUUGGCGAGGUGGAAGUGGAUACGGAUCGGGAAUUUGGCGAUUAUCAUACAACAGCCAUUGAUGAGACCUGGUACAAGAGCGCCAUAUUGCAGCAUCAUCAGGAGAACACCGAGAGCUUUGUCUAUUCGGUUAAACACUAUCACGAUCCGCUGGAGGAUAGCGAACUCAAGGUAACCGCCUCGCAUGCCAUCUUUCCACGAGAUGGCGGCAAAGAGGCGCCCGCCUGCGUAGUCGGUUUCCAGUUCUCACAUGCGCGCAUGUGGGAGCGCUUCUUCAACAUUACCGCCGUGGAUAAUUGCAACAAUUGCUUGCCCAUCUGCACGGAUGAUGACGUUGACUGUUCGGUCAUCGAUAACAAUGCGUACAUUGUUGUUGGUCAGAACAUAAACACGACGGGCAAAUUCUUUGGUGAAUUCCAUGGCGAUGUUAUGGCCGCAAUGGUGCAGAAGGGCAUCUUCAAAAGCAUCGAGGUCUAUGACUAUCAGGGGCUAUGCAAAGUGGAGCCAACAACGCCCAGCGAUGGACACAGUUUGUUGCAUCCGCUACAAGUGCUCGGGCUAGCUUGGAAGUGGUUAAUAGCGCAGCUUUUCUGGCACUAUCAAAGAGUUCAAUGGUGGGUGGAUGGUGCGCCCUUUAUGGAGUAUUUGGACAAUAUUGAGGAUGAAUAUGUGGCUGUGGGCGACAGCAAUUCGCCAUCAGCAGCCAAGCCCAAGGAGGAUGGCGACGAUGGUGAGGCCAUAUUUCAAGAGCCCGAACCGGAGCCCAUUUACAAGCCCUGCGAUAUGCGUUCAACGCUUUACGCGCUGCAACCCUCCGCCCUGGUGGGCAUCAAUGACUACAUAGAGGUGCCAUCGACGCGUCCAUUUCUGGUAAAAAAGAUACCGAACACGAAUCUAGUGCUGAUGGUGGUCAAUGUACUGAUGCCAUCGCGCAGCGUACGCCUAACCACCGAACCGCAGCGCAUAACCAACUACGAAGAAGAGUUUCCCUGCUACAAGCUGAAUAUGAGUUUCUACGAGCGUCGCCGCAUUGAGGAGUGCUACACGAAGCACGACGAUGAGGAACUGUUCACCUAUUGCGGCAACGCCUCACGGCUGGGCCUGACGCUUCAGCUGCUGCCGCUGACCAUACUUUUGAUGUUUUACUUGACGCGUUGCUUUAUGCGCGUCUAGUUUAUACAAUAUAUGUGUAUAUAUAAAUAUAUAUAUACAUAUAUAUAUAUAUACUAUAUACCUAUGUACUAUUGCGAUCUGUUUGUUUUUAGAUUGUAAACUAUUGUGUAGUACAAUUCUAGUCGAAUGUUUAACAACAAAUAACAGAAACCAACUAAAAAAAAAAACAAAGGCACAAUCUUAUAAAAAAAAAAAAACUUAAAGCAAAUUUAGUAACAACAAUUUCAACUCUUAGACUUAUAAAAUACGCCAAAUGUUAAGAAUAAAAAUCGUUUUACUUUACGAAUUACAAAA